AUGGCUGACGAGGAAGCCCAAGCAUCCGACUCUGGUAACGGCCGUUCUGCCGAGCCGGGAAGAACCCAAACGCCCCGCAGACUUCCUAAGAAACGCACCAAAACAGGUUGUUUAACUUGUCGGAAACGUCGUAUUAAAUGUGGCGAAGAGAAGCCCACAUGUGCUAACUGUGUAAAGUCCAAGCGUAGCUGCGAAGGCUAUGCCCAGAGGGUGGUCUUCAAGAACCCUCUGGGAAUCUUGGGGCCAUAUGGCCCGCCGCAAGUACAGGAUGAUCAGAUGCAGCAGCAGAAUAUGCGAGUUCCGCUCUAUAAUGAUUUUGCCUCGCUGCCGCCUCAACAGGCGGCGGCGGCUGCACAACAUCCCAUGUUGGCACCGCGACUAGAUGGUCACAUGCUUUCAGGGUACCAGUAUCCUGCUCCAACAGCUGCAGUAUCUGGAAGGGUUCAACCUGAUACGCAGCAGAUGGUUGACCAUUCGCAGUUUUAUUACCCAGCACUUCCGGCGCAGGUACCUCAGCAAUGGCCUGAUCACUCAACAGGGCAAAUUGGGCCAGGGACACUUCCCUCUGACCUCAAUUACGGGCAACUUCAGCCUCAGCUUGCUGGCCAGAAUAACCAAAAUAUCCAACAUAAUGUGGUGAAUUCUCAGCUGCCACAGCCCAUUACCGACUGGGCAAGUAUCACAAACCAGAACUAUGCCAGGAAUCCUUUACCCCAGUCCUUUCAGUCUACGAAUACAACCUACCAUUACCCACAGUUUCCUGAACAGUCUCUGCAGCCUACUACCCCUGGACAUUACUUCCCGCCUUCUCAACCGCAGAUUGUAUAUGUUGAAGAUGAAGCUGAAGAUUAUUAUGACGUCGACUCUGACGAGGAACUGGAGGACCAAACUCAGACAGAGGGCUUUAACCAGCUCAGUCUCAUCAUGUCUUCUGCCAAUCAUGAUGACCGUCAAAUGCGUUCCUUUACUACUCACCUGAACGAACCAAAUAUCCUGUCCUCAUACCACCCGUCGCUGGGAUCAUCGCCGCUCAACAACCCCAAGACAGCCCGUAUUUUCGCGCACUUUAUCCAUUCGACAGCUCCCUCGUUGUCGGUUUUCGAGAGGCACCCAACCGAUUCUUCGAUCAACUUGGGCUGCGUAAUUCCACCCGCUCAACAAGGUCUGUGGACUUAUACACUUGCCCUCAAAGCGUUAGAACAUCCGGCUCUCCUACAAGCCAUCCUCGCCGUCAGCAGCUUGCAUAUUGCAUACCUGCAACAGGCCCCCACUACCGUCUCCUUGAAGCAUUACCACUAUGCCUUGAAACGUCUAGGCCGUGCCGUUGGUCUUCCAGGUCGACGGAAACAGAUUGGCACUAUGGCGGCUACUCAACUUCUGGCCUAUUACGAGGUCAUGUCGGCUGAUCACAGUAAAUGGAAUAGUCAUGUGGCCGGGUCUGCUCAGUUGAUCCGAGAAAUUGAUUUUGCGGGUCUGGCUCGAGACCUUCGUGCUCACCGGCGCAGGGUUAAUGAACAGCGAGCUCAAAUGGGGUGGUCUAACACGCCGGGGCAAUAUUACCAUUCUUAUCGUAGCGAAGUAUCUGAAGAUGACCCCUUCUCUGAAAAAGAAAAUGCCAUCGAUCAAGCUCUAAUUAGCUCUAUAAUGGGGCAAGUCGUUAACUACGACGAGUUUGGCCAUAUUGAAGGCCACUAUCAAUCACCAAGGAAGCACUUUUCUCGGAAAGACAUUGAGAGCUUCCGCAUCCAGUGCGACUUGUAUUGGUGGUUCACCAAACAAGACGUGUUUCUUAGUUUGAUCAGUGGUGAAAAGACAUUUAUGCCUCAAUAUCUUCGAAGCCAAUGUCCCCCUCGAGCCGCGGUCGGUCGAAUAGAUGCAGUCUAUGGCUCUGCUGAUCACCUUUGGCUACUGCUUGGCCGUAUAUCUGAUUUUGGAGAACGGGACCGCAGGCGAAAGCUUAAGAAUUCCCGUGCAUCGGGGAUAGCCUGGAGGCCAGGCCAAGAGCUCUUUAGGUUCAUGGGCCGUUUUGCUGGUGGCAGUGGACCGCCUGGGGGAUCAAGACCUGGACCUCAUGGACCGGCAGGGCCGCCAGGGCCACCUUCAUCUGGCUCGUCUAACUCUAAUCUCGGAAGUAGCCCUGGUGCCCCUUCAGAGUCCUCACAGGAAAGCCCACCAACCCAAGGUCCACCUUCGAGCCCACCAGGUCCACCGGGUGGGCCCCCAAUGUACGGUAUGGUGCCUCCGCAACCUCCAGCUCAAGUACCUACAGCAUUCGUUUAUGAUAGACGUGGGCAACCCAAAACACCGGAAGAGGAGGACCAUAGUGAGGAAGCUACAUAUGCUGAGGCAGAGCGUGAAUGGGAAGAAAUCCUUGUUGCUAUGGAUGCCUAUGUUCAGGCGCUGGGUCGAGACUUCCAGCCACUGCCCGCAGAUGUGACAACCGUCAUUGAUUCUCCAUUUGGACCGGCCCUGCAAUACCGUACACACACCAUCGCCGUAGUCUGGGCAAUGUAUUACGCUGGACGAAUCCUACUGCACCGCCUCCACCCUUGUCUGCCCCCAGCUAUGAUGAUGGCUGCCGGUGUAGCCGCUCCUACAACUGCAGAUUACGCACAGAUGAUAGGCCGCAUCACGGCCGGUAUCUAUUACCCACAACGCUACAACCUCCAAGCUGGUAGUUUGAGCCCGACCCUCGGUUCUUCGCUGACGGAGAUGACUCUACCGAUAUUCUUUGCUGGUGUGCAGUAUGUCAAUCAUGCGCAGCGGGUUUGGACCAUUGCGAAAUUGAGGGAAGUCUCGCGGCUUACUGGGUGGAAAACUUCUGAUGCUAUCGCAGGUGGAUGCGAGAGCUCUUGGAUUAUUGCGGCUAAACAUGGACGGGGACCUCCAUAUGAGCGAUCUUUCAUGAGUGAACGUGAGCGUCACCGUGAUGAUCCUGAUGAUCCUCCACAGUAUGUUAUCGACAGAGAGGCGGAAGCAUUGUAUAGUGAUGAUCGGCGGUUUGUCACCUUUAAGCCGCCCGACCGCGCAUUUUUGGCCAUGGGGCUCUUGAGUCUGGAAGGUGACUUACAAAAUCUAGAACUGUAA
Penicillium longicatenatum is the source of this 3087-nucleotide messenger RNA. RefSeq lists its product as uncharacterized. The transcript is spliced from 5 exons. Gene Ontology annotation, biological process: positive regulation of transcription by RNA polymerase II. Gene Ontology annotation, molecular function: transcription cis-regulatory region binding; DNA-binding transcription factor activity, RNA polymerase II-specific; zinc ion binding. NCBI's taxonomy places the organism in Eukaryota, Fungi, Ascomycota, Eurotiomycetes, Eurotiales, Aspergillaceae. Gene Ontology annotation, cellular component: nucleus. The record is from RefSeq and is a predicted model, not a curated record. The coding region runs from base 1 to 3087 and encodes 1028 amino acids.